Messenger RNA from Botrytis porri, 2125 nucleotides. RefSeq lists its product as uncharacterized. The record is from RefSeq and is a predicted model, not a curated record. The coding region runs from base 272 to 610 and encodes 112 amino acids. Gene Ontology annotation, biological process: attachment of spindle microtubules to kinetochore. Gene Ontology annotation, cellular component: DASH complex. The transcript has 3 exons. NCBI's taxonomy places the organism in Eukaryota, Fungi, Ascomycota, Leotiomycetes, Helotiales, Sclerotiniaceae.
GAUAUCAAACUUAAAGAACGAUAAUACAAAACUUCCCUUGUUUUUCGAAAUCAAAAGAUAAAUAAGUAUCUGCAUUCACCGCGAAAAGAGUGCUGUGGUAACUCGGAUCAAGUCUUUCUUGAUAAUUACCUACCCCUCCAUAGGUCCAAACUAUCUCCUGCGCAACGACAGACUUAUCAGCCGUCUCGAAUCUUUAGGAUUCUUUAUUUGGCAUUUUGAUUUUCGAAUUCUUUACUCAAUCUCGCAAUCCUCCCAUCUAUUUCCUACGACAAUGUCAUCCAGACUUCCCAGCGGCGGCGCACCUCGUCUUUCCACUGCACCCAGUAGUAGUACCAAACCACGACAGCUGUCUCAUCUACACGCACAACUCGCCCAACUUUCUGCCAACCUUGGUGAUCUUGAGAAUCUUCUACGAAAUACUAGUAUACAAGCUGAGUCUAUUCGAGGCUUGGGUGCUUAUCAUGGAGGACUAUUCAUGGCUGCAAGCAAAGUUCUAGGAGAAGAGACAAUCGCGGGGAGUGCACAGCAACAACAACAGGGACAGGGGCAAACAAAAGGAAACAGCAAUCGGGCAGCAGAGCGUAAGGAGGACUCGGACUCCGAUUUUUGAACGUACGUUUCGCCUACGAAUAGUCUAGGAGACAGGAGGCAUGUGGAUUCGGGUACGAGAGCAAAUAUUGAAACCUACACACACGCAGUAGGAUAUCAAACAGCCAGUUCCGGCAUGGGCAGAAAAUUGCCAUCCCAUUCAAGACUGCGAUUGCCAAUAGGGCUCUCGGCAUGCAUAUCUAUCUCUUCACGGCUCUAUGACACUCUAACUCACGAUCCUUCAUGAAAGACUGAGAUAGUAAUCUUAUCUCCGAAGCUCUCGUUUCUCAUGCUUCUCUCUAUCUUGCGUCGACCAAGGAACGUAAGAAGCAGAAGCAGAAGCAGAAGCAGAAGACGAAUCUCACUCUGGAGGGCUUGAAUCACCAACCUUUGUAGUAGAGAAAGGUUCGAGAAGAUUCAAACGAGUCAUCGUUAAUCGAUAUUGGCGAGUGAAUCGUUUGUUCAACGGGGAGGAUAAAAUUUAAAAUUAUCAAACUAAGCUCCCUAUAUCUCCCACCCUACCCUCAUUUCCCUAGCCCUUGUCUUUGCUCAUAACCAAUCAAUGGCUCAGCAAAUCCCUUAACUUAAUGACUUUUUCAAAAAGCUGGUCUAUUUCGAUUAUGAAGAUGUCAAUCGUUGAAUAUCGGCGCAAAAAAACAAAAGAUAAGCUCCCUCGCGUGGGGUCGAACCACGAACCUCUCGAUUUAUCUGUGCGAAUGAAUGGCUUCACUUAACAGUCGAACGCGCUAGCCAAUUGCGCCACGAGGGAUGUUUGAUGCUGAGCGAGCCGCAUAUUUUGUUAUAUAAAUCCAAGAAUUAAAAGGACCCACAUCAAUUCCAUCAGAAGGUGGGGGACGACAUGCACUGAAGACCGACAACCCACAGUUAUCCAAUCCAUGUUCGAUAUGGCAACCGGCCUCCAAAUAAUAUCUAUGAAAACGCGUCUGAAGAGAAUUUGGAUAUCCGCUGGCAAGAAUGUGUUUUUUCGUUCGAAGAAUAUGUGGGUUUGGAAUAAUGCAUAUACAAUGCUGUCGCUUUUAUUUGGGUAAAUGAGGGGAAAUUACAAGGUCUUUGCCAGCUUAUAUCGACAACCCCUAAAUGAUCAGAAAGUCUUAUUCAUGGAGCUUUCCUUCAUUCAGGUUGAUGGUACAUCUUGUCUUCAAAAAUUAGGGUUUGCAAGUUGGUAGAGAGCAGCUCCAAAAGACUCGUCCAGUUGGCGAUGCAGGUAACUGGGAUUUGGCUCGUAGUCAAGAGCUUCAUGCUCACCUUGAGUUUGGAAUCAAGAUCUGUGGCAUACUGUUUUGAAUACUGUCAAAAGACAUUACAAUCCUUUUCCAUGGUGAAGCGUCGUGACUUGCAAUGUAAAUGGCAAAGAAGUGUGAUAAUGAAGUUGUGUCAUUGUAACAUCAUCAACUUCAACUUUUUACUUUCAAUAAAUAUAGGCAGCAAGAGUUCUGCUUUUGACAGAGGUCAUAUGAAAGAUCUAUCCUCGCACUACUUGCUUCUGUGCCAUUUCCCCAAUGCAACUUUGUCCAGU